Molecule: messenger RNA, 3260 nt
Organism: Mauremys reevesii (Reeves's turtle)
Lineage: Eukaryota; Metazoa; Chordata; Testudines; Geoemydidae
Gene: MCC
Product: MCC regulator of WNT signaling pathway
Exons: 21
Coding region: 94-3180 (1028 amino acids)
Biological process (GO): negative regulation of canonical Wnt signaling pathway
Cellular component (GO): cytoplasm
Molecular function (GO): calcium ion binding
Source: RefSeq, a predicted model, not a curated record
CGGGGCACAGCACGGUCUUUGGUACCAAGACAGGAAGGAAGCCUGCCUUAGCACCCCAGCUGUGCCACUGACCGGGAGCUGCCUGAGAGCCGCAUGAUGGCGGCAGCUGCGGCCGUGGUGGUGGAGGUGAGCGUGAGCAGCACUGAGAGCAGCAGCAGCGACACAUCCAGCACCGGCGAGGAGGAGAGGAUGAGGCGCCUCUUCCAGACCUGCGAUGGCGAUGGGGACGGCUACAUCAGCAGGAAUGACUUGCUGAUGGUGUGCCGUCAGUUGAAUAUGGAGGAGUCUGUUGCUGAGAUCAUGCACCAACUAGGAGCAGAUGAAAAUGGGAAGAUUUCCUUUCGGGAUUUUACUCGGUGCCGCAUGCAGCUUGUGCGAGAAAUCAGGAAAGAGGAAGUGGAACUUUCCGUGAAAUCAGAUGACUCUUGUAAAAAGAAGUUGUUAAGGGACAGAAUAGCCUCCUGGCCAACGAGCAGUGAUAACAGUUUGGGUGCCUUAUCAGGUGCUAGAGAAAGCUGGGAAUAUGAUUCUGGUGCAAGAGACCUUCAGAGUCCUGACCUGCAGAGCCAUUCUACCCUACAGAAGUUCUUGGAGUAUGGAGGCAGCAGUAUGAGUCAACAAGUUGCUCUGCAGAAACUGCUAACGCAGGCCUCCAAUCUUAGCAACUCAGUUGGAGGAAGCUAUUUAGAGCUUGCCAACACUGUUCCCAGCCUUGGCAAGACAAGUCUUGUAAUUUUGCUGGAGCCAAGACAGCUCCAUUUAGCAGCCCUGGCAUCACUAAAGGGAGAUAUAGUGGAGCUUAAUAAACGUCUGCAGCAAACAGAAAGGGAGCGGGACCUGCUGGAAAAAAAAUUGGCAAAGGCGCAGUGUGAACAGUCUCAUCUAAUGAGAGAGCAUGAAGAUGUACAGGAGCGAACAACACUACGCUAUGAAGAACGAAUCACAGAGCUUCACAGCAUUAUCGCUGAAUUAAAUAAGAAGAUUGACCGACUACAAGGAACAACAAUAAGGGAGGAAGAUGAAUAUUCCGAACUACGAUCAGAGCUCAGCCAGAGCCAGCAUGAGGCUAACGAAGAUUCACGCAGCAUGGACCAGGAUCAGACUUCUGUUUCAGUACCAGAGAACCAGUCCACUAUGGUCACUGCUGACAUGGAUAACUGCAGUGACUUGAACUCCGAACUGCAGAGAGUGCUGACGGGGCUGGAGAAUGUAGUCUGCGGGAGGAAGAAGAGCAGUUGCAGUUUGUCUGUAGCAGAAGUGGACAGACACAUUGAACAACUCACCACUGCCAGCGAACAUUGUGAUCUAGCUAUUAAGACAGUAGAGGAGAUUGAGGGUGUGCUGGGACGGGAUCUGUAUCCAAACCUAUCUGAAGAGAGAUCUCGGUGGGAAAAGGAGCUGGCUGGUCUGAGGGAAGAAAAUGAGAGCCUCACUGCUAUGCUGUGCAGCAAAGAGGAGGAGCUGAACAGAACCAAGGCCACCAUGAACGCUAUCCGGGAAGAAAGGGACAGAUUGCGCAGAAGGGUUCGGGAAUUGCAAACACGUUUACAGAGUAUCCAGGCAACAGGCCCAUCCAGUCCAGGUCGUCUCACUUCCGCAAACCGACCCGUGAACCCCAGUACUGGAGAGCUGAGCACAAGCAGUAGCAGCAAUGACAUUCCCAUUGCCAAGAUUGCUGAACGAGUGAAGCUCUCAAAGACAAGGUCAGAGUCUUCAUCGUCUGACCGACCUGUCCUAGGAUCAGAAAUCAGCACCAUAGGGGUGUCUAGCAGUGUGGCUGAGCACUUGGCCCAUUCUCUCCAAGACUGCUCCAACAUCCAGGAAAUCUUUCAGACACUCUAUUCACAUGGAUCUGCUAUCUCUGAAAGCAAAAUCCGAGAGUUUGAAGUGGAAACAGAGAGGUUAAAUAGCCGUAUUGAGCACUUAAAAUCCCAGAAUGACUUGUUGACAAUAACGCUGGAGGAGUGCAAGAGCAAUGCUGAGAGGAUGAGCAUGCUGGUUGGGAAAUAUGAGUCCAAUGCCACGGCACUCAGACUUGCACUGCAGUACAGUGAACAGUGCAUAGAAGCAUACGAGCUGCUGCUGGCUUUGGCAGAAAGUGAACAGAGUCUCAUUCUUGGUCAAUUUAGAGCUGCAGGCGUUGGGUCUGUUGGGGACCAAACAGGUGAUGAGAACAUUACCCAGAUGCUCAAGAGAGCUCACGACUGCCGGAAGACAGCUGAGAAUGCAGCAAAAGCCCUGCUGAUGAAGUUAGACGGCAGCUGCGGGGGAGCCUAUGCGAUCACUGGCUGUAGCGUACAGCCCUGGGAGAGCCUGUCAUCCAACAGCCACACCAGCACUACCAGCUCAACUGCAAGUAGCUGUGAUACGGAGUUCACAAAGGAGGAUGAGCAGAGGUUGAAGGAUUACAUCCAGCAGCUGAAGAAUGACAGGGCAGCAGUCAAGCUGACCAUGUUGGAGCUGGAGAGCAUCCAUAUUGAUCCCCUUAGUUAUGAUGUCAAACCUCGUGGAGACAGCCAGAGGCUAGAUCUGGAAAAUGCAGUACUGAUGCAGGAACUCAUGGCAAUGAAGGAGGAGAUGGCAGAGCUUAAGGCACAACUGUACCUGCUAGAGAAAGAGAAGAAAGCACUGGAGUUGAAACUCAGCACUCGAGAGGCCCAAGAACAGGCCUACUUAGUUCACAUUGAGCACCUGAAGUCUGAAGUAGAAGAGCAAAAAGAACAGAAAAUAAGAUCCCUCAGCUCCACCAGUAGUGGCAGCAAAGACAAAUUGGGCAAGGAAUCCACAGAUGGGACCACAACACCAUUAACCCUAGCUGAGCUGAGACCAUACAACGACAGUGAACUGGCUGCAGAACUGACAAAUGCACUCAGACGAGAGAAGAAACUGAAAGGGAGAGUGCAAGAGUUAGUGAGUGCCUUAGAGAGACUCACGAAGAGCAGCGAAAUCAGACAUCAGCAGUCUGCAGAGUUUGUUAAUGACCUGAAAAGGGCAAACAGUAACCUUGUGGCAGCUUAUGAAAAAGCAAAGAAGAAGCAUCAAAACAAACUGAAGAAACUGGAGUCUCAAAUGAUGGCCAUGGUUGAGAGGCAUGAGACUCAAGUGAGGAUGCUCAAACAAAGAAUAGCAUUGCUGGAGGAGGAAAACUCAAGACCUCAUACCAAUGAAACUUCGCUUUAAAAUUUUAUAUAUAUAUUUUAUAUAUAUAUAUGAUGACAAUUUAGUGCCAUUAAAAACCAGUUGGUUUUUUUUUCCCUUUA